Messenger RNA from Aureobasidium pullulans EXF-150, 1002 nucleotides. RefSeq lists its product as uncharacterized. The coding region runs from base 1 to 1002 and encodes 333 amino acids. Lineage: Eukaryota; Fungi; Ascomycota; Dothideomycetes; Dothideales; Saccotheciaceae. The record is from RefSeq and is a predicted model, not a curated record. The transcript is spliced from 4 exons.
AUGGCACAGACAUUGUCAGCUAGCAGAAUCGUCGCCUUGACCACGGCCACCAGUUCCAGUUCCAGCACCGCGGCGGCAUCAACACAGGUUGUACUGGUGGGCUAUAACUCGCAUGAGUUCCAUCCGAACAACCUGACCGCCAAAGCUGGAGAUCUAAUCGUCUUUCAAUUCGUUGCCCAGGGCCAUACUGUGGUGCAGGCAAACUUCGAACAACCAUGUAUACCGCGAGACACUUACCACCGAGAUCGCUCUACCUUCUUCAGUGGUUGGUACAAUGGCAGCGAUGUGCUUAGCGAUAAUCCACCAACAUGGAACCUGACGGUCAACGACACAAAACCCAUCUUCUUUUACUGUUCCCGUCUAGACUCCUGCCUCAAAAACAACAUGAUCGGCAGCAUAAACCAAAACGGCACCCAAAGCCUCCAAGACCAACUCGACUCCAUCCAAAAAGCAACAGUGAUGCUCCAACCAGGCGACCCUCCACCAGAAGAAUCCGUCUCCUCACCUACCACAUCAUCAACACCGUCUUCCACAUCAUCAACAGUGCAAACCUCAGCUGCAGCAGUCCACCACGGUGUCACUCUUUCCGGCGGCGCUAUCGCUGGUAUAGUGGUAGCAGGUGUAGUGGUGCUAGCACUGGCAUGCGCACUUUUCUGGUUCGUAGGACGCCAUCGCACGCUGAAACACAGUCUCAACUCACAAUCCUCGCACUCGCAACACUCAGGUGCGGUAGAGAGUUGGGUAAACAGCACACAACCUCCCAGCACAGUAGGGGGUCCUUCAUCCCAACGCCCACCAUCUUACGGCGGAGAUCCUGGGUUCGUGCCUGUAGAUCAGCCCAAACAUUGGGAAUACGGGCAGCAAAGACAUAGCUAUAUGCCUAUGACGCCGCCGAUCCAAGAAUUAGGCGCCAGUGAACCAGUGGAGAUGGAAGAAACAGGAAGGGGAAGAACGAUGAGUAGGAAUAGGGAAAGCGAAUCUCCUCUGAUCCCAAAGUGGUAG